CCAACAGGACUUUUUUGUCGUCGGAACCCACCGCCUGUCAAGCAUUACGCCCAAGAAACGUCCACCAUCACCUGAAGUUCCUCACGCCAUCACGCCACCAACGAACCGGUACCACGAGAACUCCCGGGAGGCCCCAAAAAGGUACCUACAUACAAACAUAUACAUGGACCCACGCAUUGUAGUCCUGCAGAACGCAAAGUUCGAUUCUGUCGUCUCCAAUUCCCGACAGAACACUCAAGACUCUGUAUCAAAUUCUGAAAUGCCACCUCCGCCGGCAUACCACACAGUCAUUGAUCCCACCCCAAAUCAAAACAUGCACGCCUCGUAUGAGUCCGAUGACGCAAAGGAAGACGAUGAGAUACCAGAGAUCAACGUCAACGCAUCAACGCAAAUCCGAGGCCAUGGCAACAUCAUCAGCAUCGCGCAAAUGGACAGUGGACGCAUAGCGAGCAUGGUAGCGAUGCUACUAUAUGGCAAUGCACCACAACAACAAACAACACCGCCAGCAAGUCCAGAGCAGGUGCAAGUUCAAUCACCAGUGCUCACACCACAGCCUCAAACCGAAACGCCACAACACACCAGACGCAUCCCAAAGAUGAUCAUCAACGUCAACUGCGGCGCAACCGUCGUCGGCGAUCGAAACAUCGUCGGACCUGGUUUGGGAGAUAUCGCACGCCACAUGCAAAUCGCUCAGCGGAAUCAAGCUCUUGCUCAGCAACAGCAACAGCAGCAGCAACAACAACAACAAAAUCAGAUGCAUGGAACUCGAGCGGCAACAGCCAUGGGAGCCAAUAUCUCAGCGACAACGGCGGCUGCAGUCCCGCCACCACCACCUGGACUUGGGUUCCCGAUACACGCGCAGGCUGCUGCUCCCCCGAGCCCGCCUAUGAGUCGGUCUCCGAGCUUUGGGAGUGAGGGCUCAGCAGGUGUGAAGAGAAAGAGUGGAGCACCUCUUAAAGAAAGUGCUGUGAAGAGACAUUGUUGA
Messenger RNA from Periconia digitata, 985 nucleotides. The record is from the annotation of a GenBank genome assembly. NCBI's taxonomy places the organism in Eukaryota, Fungi, Ascomycota, Dothideomycetes, Pleosporales, Periconiaceae.